GUCCCACACUACUCCAAGAAGCCAUCACUCCAUUGAGCUCGAGCUGCUCUUGCACCCGACCGGGCCUUGAGCCCUUGACGGCUUGACGCCAUGUUCAGCGCCAUGUCCGCCCUCCUCUCCUCCCUCGCCCGGCGGCUGGUGCCGCUCCGGCGCCGGAAGAGCAUCGCGUCCUCCGGCUUCGCCGCCAGGCGGCCCUUCUUCCCGUGCGGCGCGGGCCGCCGCGACGUCAGCGACGACGGCAGCCCCUUCGUCGUCAAGCGCGGCAGGACGGCGAGGAAGGCGGUGAAGCCCAGAAGUGUCGGCGAGCGGAAGCGCGGGCGAGGCGGCGGGCAUCACCUCCUGGACGGCGGCGACGACGGGGCGCCGUGCGUGUGGCGGCGGGCGAUACUGCUGGGACGGAGGUGUCAGCCGCUGGAGUUCACGGGGGCGAUACACUACGACUGCGAGGGGCAGCGGCUGUGGCAGCCCCGCACGCCGCCGCAGUCCUCGCCGCUGCUGAUGAGCCCCGUCCGUCUUCUCCACCCUUCCGAGCUCGGCUACAUGGAUCGCGCCUAGGACGAUCGUCGGCACGUUGGCACACGUCGCAUAUGUAUGUGUAUGACUACGGAUGGAUGACAGACAAAGUACGUAGUUUGUGUUUCCGUUUGGUGACUUCAUUUUUCUUUCGUCCUGUAUUUACUAUACUACUACUGUGUGGUCGAUCGAGUCCAUCAUGUUCGAUCUCGAUCUGUUCUCUUGCGGAACAGAGGAACGGGCAUGACUAGCUGUUUCAGUGAAACUGUGAAAGUGUAGUCUAAGAGUUUGGUCAGUCUCCUGCGUCGUGUCAGAUUUUGGCAGAUGAAUGACGAACCCGUUUCGAAAAGAGAUUUGG
Molecule: messenger RNA, 871 nt
Organism: Panicum virgatum (switchgrass)
Lineage: Eukaryota; Viridiplantae; Streptophyta; Magnoliopsida; Poales; Poaceae
Exons: 1
Coding region: 91-555 (154 amino acids)
Source: RefSeq, a predicted model, not a curated record